AUGGCAACCUCAAGUCCAUUCAACUACAACAGCUUGUAUUCCCAGUUAUCCGUGCCCGUGGUGCGAGGCGAGAAUCGGCACGCCAAGUAUGACUUUGCCGUUGCCUAUCCGGACCCUGAAACCCUGCCGCUGGAGGGUCUGGCCGAUUCCUUGAAAGUGGCGCUGGAGCGGGAAGGAAAGGAUCUGGCGCUUUACCCCGUAGCGGCUGGCUUGCCCGCCCUGCGGGAGUGGGUGGCCGAGAAGCUGGCCCGUGACCGCAACAUGAACGUGGGUGUUGACGACAUUGUUUUGACCUCAGGCUCCGGCGAGGCCAUAUCAAUGCUGAUUGCCGCCCUUACCGACCCCGGGGACGUGCUGCUGACCGAAGAGUACGUUUACCUGGGAACCCUCCGCGCUAUGCGUCGCUUCGGCGCCGAUGUUCGCAGCGUCAAGUGCGAUGACGAAGGCUUGAUCCCAGAAGAUCUGGAAAGCACCCUGGCGACAGUGGCUGCCGAGGGCAAGAAGGUGAAGUUCCUCUACACGAUUCCAGCGUUUCAAAACCCGCUGGGCUGGACGAUGAGCCUGGAACGCAGGGUGAAGACUUUGGAAAUAACCGGGAAGUAUGGGGUCCCGGUCCUGGAGGACGACUGCUAUGUCGAUCUCAGGUUUGAGGGCGAAGACGUGACCUCCAUGCAUUCCAUGGACGACUCCGGACGGGUGCUAUAUGUGGGUUCUUUUUCCAAGAUAGUUGCCCCCGGAGUACGUCUUGGAUACAUGGUGGCUCCUCAGGAGGUCAUUCAGCGGGCCAUGAGUUUCAAGGGCGGCGGCGGGGUCAACCAGUUUGCGGCGUUGGCGGUCCAGGAAUUCGCGAAGGACAGCAUGUACUCCCACAUCCAGGAGCAGAACGACUCACUGCGGGUUAAACGGGACGCCAUGCUGGCCGCGCUGGGCGAGAACUUUGGCGACGCAGCCCAGUGGAGCAAACCCGAGGGCGGCCUCUACGUCUGGCUGGAAAUGCCCGAGGACAUAGACCUGGCAGCAUUUCAGGAACAGUCAUUCAAUGAAGGUGUUGGUUACUAUAACGGCACCAUGUUCUCCCCGGAGGGUCGCGGAGCCAACUGUGCUCGCCUGUGCUUUGGCCAUCCCACCGCUGAGACGGUGUCGGAAGGCGUAGCAGAGAUGGCGCGAAUCUUUGAGCGGCAUGGGGUACUGAAGGGAUAA
This is a messenger RNA of Geodia barretti, 1200 nucleotides long. NCBI's taxonomy places the organism in Eukaryota, Metazoa, Porifera, Demospongiae, Tetractinellida, Geodiidae. The record is from the annotation of a GenBank genome assembly.